AGAUGGUAAAGACAACUUUGAAUAUGAUUAAAAGUACUCUUUUCCAUCUCUUUCUAUUGUCCUUCAUUGGAAGUGUUUUAUCAAAUAACUCUACUGAAUCAGAUAAUCUUAUCAAUAUCAAAACUUCAAAAGAUACUUCAAUUUCUGGAUUCUCAUCAGGAGGAGCAAUGACAGGACAAAUGCUUGUGGCAUAUUCGAGUGAAAUCAAAGGUGCUGGAAUUUUCUCAUCCCCUCCAUAUUUUUGAACUAAAGGGGCAGCUAUUUCACUUCUAGAUUGAACUACUACAGGAGUUUCACUUUACUCUGACCAAAUAGUUCUUGCUGCUAAAGGAUUUGAACAGCUUGGGCAAAUAGACAAAUUAUCAAACUUUAAGAACAAAAAGAUAUACAUGUAUUCUGGGAAAAGAGACUCUGUGGUUUGGAAUGGUGUCGUCAAGAAAAAUCAAGAGUUCUUUCAUAAAUUAGGGGCUGAUAUUACCACUGAAUACACCCUUUCAGCUGAGCAUGCUUUCCCAACUGAUUUCUAUGGGAAUACUUGAGGUAUCUUGGGCAAACCUUUUAUUAAUAACUGUAAUUAUGAUGGACCCAAGGAAGCUCUUGAAUAUGUAUUUGGCAAGAAAUUACUACCAAAUGAGCUCUAUAAAGAUGAAAAUAUCAAGAGCUUUAGCCAAAGAAAAUAUCAAAUCGGUUAUAAGCAUUCAUUAGCUGACACAGGGUAUAUUUAUAUCCCUGAUGCUUGCUAUGAGAAACAAUGUGAACUACACAUCGUCUUCCACGGAUGCUUACAAACUAUUGAUGAUAUUGGUCUAGAUUAUAUCUAUGGUACGGGAUAUCUUGGACUAGCUGAAGCUAACGAUCUAGUCAUUUUAUUCCCUCAAAUUAAGAAAUCUUCCCUGAUUGGAAAUCCCCAAGGAUGCUGGGAUUGGUGGGGGUAUAGUGAGACUAUCCCUAAGCCACUCCAAUGGACAUUUCCUACUAAAUACGGUGUCCAAAUCCAAGCAAUUCACAACAUGAUGUUGGACCUUCAAGAUGGGACUUUUGGGGUUGAUUCUUUUCCUAUUUCCCCAGAUUUCCUAAAAUCCUCAUAUUAAUUAUAUCAAAAAUCAGACAGUUUCAUAUG
Molecule: messenger RNA, 1120 nt
Organism: Moneuplotes crassus
Lineage: Eukaryota; Ciliophora; Spirotrichea; Euplotida; Euplotidae
Source: the annotation of a GenBank genome assembly